CAGGUACGCCGAGCGCAUGCGGCUGGCAGGAAGUAUGGUGUACCGGUUGUUGUGAAUCAAGUGAUGUACAACCUUCUCGACUACAAUAGUACCGAACUACGCGAGAUGGAGAAAGCCUGCAAUGACCUGGACGUCAAGAUCAUCGCAUACUCGCCCAUAGGCCAGGGGCUGCUCACCGAUUCCUUGACUCCAGAAAAACUGGUCAAGAACAGACCCGCGAAAAUGACGGGGCUCACGUGGGACAAACUGCAGCCGUUGAGGGAGUGCAUUCGGAGUAUUGCGCAGGCUCACGACCGCAGCAUGGCCCAAGUGUGUAUCAACUGGUGCAUUCAACACAACACCAUACCCCUCGUGGGAUGCCGGUCCGUUUCCCAGGCGCAGGACACCUUGGGUGCACUCGGCUGGGAGCUAACCGAAAGUGAAGUUCGGGACUUGGACGAGGUGGCCCUGGCCCGCAGUACACUGGAGAGCCCGACAUGGAGACGGGCGUUGUUUGUGCAGUUGGCGGGGGUCUUUAUGGUCGCCUGUAGUGUGUGCGACAACUGGCUGGGGCGGGGGAUGGUCGAGGAAGCCCGGUGAGUUCUGGUACAUUCUAUAGCAAGCAAUGAUGCAUAGGUAGUACCGAACAUGUUCUUGUCUCGAAAGCGAGAGGAGGAUAAUAUAUUUACUUGCAAACCGUGGGGCUUAAAACUUCAUUUUCUGUCAGUAGAUUCGGACUUUUUACUACCAGUGGCACAACUCAAGCCAAAAAAAAUUCACUCGACCAAUGAUUUCGCCCAUAUUUAUAGCCAUUCGGCUGCGAUUCCCAGCCCCAAUUCCAGUGGUUCACUCCCUCGACAGUGAAACCACCACUUCGACUGCUCAUAUAUGUGAUUUACAAGUAUAUGAUAUACGAGCUCUCUCAUCUCUACGUUGGUACGUUAGCGGUAUACAGCUUUGUGUACUAUAUAAAUACAUCAUUGAUGGCAUGGCUUUAUACCACAGUGCUUCAUGUAUACGGUAUCCUACGUCGUUUAAACAGGAACAGCGGUGGGUAGGGUACUCAUAUGCAUAAUUUAUAUUCCCGUUAUGCUAAUAAAACUCGCGGCGCCGAACCUCUGGGGCAUGUUGCAUACCACUGCUGCUCAGUGCAAUUCUAUUUUUGGUAUUAAUACUAAUCUGUGGCAUAACUGCUUCGCAUACGGGCUUAUGAGAAUGCAUACCAAGUAUCCCAUCAUUUGAAGUCAAUGCAGAAACUUUCGAACAAAGAACAGGAGGCUAUAUAAUAAGUCGGAUUCUAUUCAACUAUGGCGAGAAAUACAUACGUACACAGCGCCAGCUUGUUAAACCACACCGCCGUCCAGCAGAAGGGCAAACUUCAACAUCGAUAUGUUCCCGAGUAUCGAAGUUAACUUCAGAGCACAUUCACAUGACAAAAUUAAAUUGGCAUGCAUGUGGUCCGCCAGGCGUAAUAGUACAGAAUUGGCAAUACACACCAGAUAAAGGAUAC
This is a messenger RNA of Sphaeroforma arctica JP610, 1489 nucleotides long. RefSeq lists its product as hypothetical. Gene Ontology annotation, cellular component: cytoplasm. Lineage: Eukaryota; Ichthyosporea; Ichthyophonida. The record is from RefSeq and is a predicted model, not a curated record. The transcript has 2 exons. The annotation marks the transcript as partial.